Molecule: messenger RNA, 243 nt
Organism: Peniophora sp. CBMAI 1063
Lineage: Eukaryota; Fungi; Basidiomycota; Agaricomycetes; Russulales; Peniophoraceae
Source: the annotation of a GenBank genome assembly
AUGGCCGCAAUCGCAACUUGCCUCGAAGACAGCGAGACGCAGAACACUGAGGUGUGCCCCGCAGCCCACAUUGGCGACUCCGUUGCGUCGGCCGCGACGCAGGAGGCGCAGAGUCCCCAGCAGGGCGAACUCGGCGAUUGUGACGCAGAUAGCGACGACGAUGGACCGCCGGAGCUGGAGCCAAUUGACUACUGGCCUAGCGAUCCUACACCGAAGACCAGCAGUGCGUAUCCUCAAAAGUAA